This is a messenger RNA of Arabidopsis arenosa, 1892 nucleotides long. NCBI's taxonomy places the organism in Eukaryota, Viridiplantae, Streptophyta, Magnoliopsida, Brassicales, Brassicaceae. The record is from the annotation of a GenBank genome assembly.
AGUGGUGUAGGAGAAGGCAACGACGAAAGAAGCAAGGAGCUUCAUAAAACCCUAGAGAGAUCUUUGUUUCUCCAAUUUCAAAAGACGAGACGUGAAGAAGACGAUCGAAGAUGAACAUUUUCAGAUUAGCUGGUGAUAUGACUCACCUAGCCAGUGUUCUGGUCUUGCUUCUCAAGAUCCACACCAUCAAAUCCUGCGCUGGUGUUUCAUUGAAGACUCAAGAACUCUAUGCCAUUGUCUUUGCGACGCGUUAUUUGGAUAUUUUCACGAGUUUCGUGUCACUCUAUAACACCUCUAUGAAGUUGGUGUUCUUAGGAAGUUCCUUUUCGAUUGUUUGGUACAUGAGGUAUCAUAAGGCCGUCCACAGGACUUACGAUAGGGAGCAAGAUACGUUUCGUCAUUGGUUCCUUGUGCUUCCUUGCUUACUCUUAGCUCUUCUGAUUCAUGAAAAGUUUACCUUUCUCGAGGUACUAUGGACGUUUUCAUUGUACUUGGAGGCUGUUGCCAUAUUACCUCAGCUUGUCUUGCUACAAAGGACUAGAAAUAUUGACAACUUGACCGGGCAGUACAUAUUUCUCCUUGGGGGGUACCGUGGAUUAUACAUACUCAACUGGAUCUACCGUUACUUCACUGAGCCGCACUUUGUUCACUGGAUAAGUAUGUUCCUUUCUCUCUCAACCUUCCUCGGCAUUUACACGCAGCACAUCAUGGAUCGCCGGGUUUGUUCAAACACUGCUCUAUGCCGACUUCUUUUAUUAUUACUUCCUAAGCUGGAAGAACAACAAAAAGCUCCAGUUACCAGCUUAAUUUCUAAAUUUUCAAUGCUCGGAAACCCUACGGAUUCCAUUUGGUUCCCGACACAAUAUCCACCCGGAUGUUACCAAUUUUACUCUGAUGGUGUAACGUUAUGGAUCAUAAGGGUUGAUGCUAGGGUUUUCGGAGGACGAGGAAUCGAAAAAUUUGUCACUUUCGGUCAGAAUUAUGUUGUUAAGUGGGGACAAAGUCAUUUUUCUACACUCCACUCUGGCGAAGAAGUUGAUCUCUACAUCGAUCAAUCUUCAGGUGGUGGCUUCGAAUCCAAGGACAGCUACGGAUCAGGUCUCUUUGAAAUGAGAAUCAAAGUGCCUGGAGGAAAUACUGGCGGCAUCGUCACAGCGUUUUAUUUGACGUCGAAAGGAGGUGGUCACGACGAGAUUGACUUCGAGUUUCUAGGGAACAACAAUGGAAAACCGGUAACGUUACAGACAAAUUUGUUUCUGAAUGGAGAAGGAAACAGAGAAGAGAGGUUUUUGCUUUGGUUCAAUCCAACCAAACACUACCACACUUAUGGGCUUCUUUGGAACCCUUAUCAAAUUGUGUUUUACGUGGAUAACAUCCCAAUAAGAGUAUACAAAAACGAAAACGGCGUAAGCUAUCCAUCAAGGCCUAUGCAAGUCGAGGCUAGUCUCUGGAACGGUGACGAUUGGGCGACUGAUGGAGGUCGGACCAAGGUUAACUGGUCCUACUCUCCUUUCAUUGCCCAUUUCCGAGACUUCGCCUUAUCCGGCUGCAACAUAGAUGGUCGGAGUAAUAAUGUUGGCGCUUGUGAAUCCUCCAACUACUGGUGGAAUGUAGGCAAGUAUCAAAGAUUAAGCGGAAACGAACAGAAACUUUAUGAGCAUGUGAGGAGCAAGUACAUGAACUAUGACUAUUGUACUGACCGCUCUAAGUACCAAACUCCUCCUAGAGAAUGUUAUUGAAAUAACAUAACGUUUAUUAAUGAUCAUAUAUGUACAGGGGAUCUUUAAAUCUCCUUUUCAUAAAAAACAAGAAUUGCUUACGAGUUAAGAUGGAGAGAGGUAAGUUAUAUAAGUUGUUCAUAUCACAGAUGAGAAUAAAAGUAUGUAUGCUCA